Messenger RNA from Helianthus annuus (common sunflower), 1554 nucleotides. Its product is annotated as chitinase CLP. NCBI's taxonomy places the organism in Eukaryota, Viridiplantae, Streptophyta, Magnoliopsida, Asterales, Asteraceae. The record is from RefSeq and is a predicted model, not a curated record. Bases 1 to 1554 code for a protein of 517 amino acids. Gene Ontology annotation, biological process: proteolysis. Gene Ontology annotation, molecular function: aspartic-type endopeptidase activity. The transcript is spliced from 4 exons.
AUGUUUUUGCUUAUACAACUACUCGUUAUCGUUCUAGCUUUCAUGUCUCAUGAACAUGAGGCUAUGGCUGCGUAUGUGCCGCCAUACACAUCCAUAGUAGUUCCGGUUAACAAACAUACCGAUGCUGCUAAGCCUCUCUAUAGUGUUGAGAUCAUGACAGCCUAUGACUAUGUAAACGAGCAAUACUUGCAUUCAAACUUCCUUAUAGACACCGAUGCUCCCUUCAUAUGGCACGACUGCAUCGUGCAAUGGAACAUUUAUCCAGGCAGUUGCCCCACCAACACGCUCUGCACAUACGCUGUUUCUUGCGUAGAUUAUCAAUGCACAACUUUUCGAACGUCUUACUCUUAUAAGAAUCCUUCUUGCCCUCUAGAAACCAACACUUCUUCGUUCCCUGGUUGGGGUGACUGUACAUGCUCAGUCAACGUGUUUAACCCUGUGACUGGUUCGUGUAACCAAACCCUUAUCAACUACAACGAUUUCACAGUGAACGUAAGUGACGGUAGAAAAAUCUUCAGUGGUUUAUAUGAUGCACACCCUUAUGCAGCAUGUGCUCCUCAUUCAACAUUUGCAUCAUUUCCUUCAAAUGUUUCUGGUGUCAUGGCAUUUUCUUCCUCGCCUUACGCCUUCCCAGCUUACUUCUAUCAACCCCUUAAAAAAACGUUAGCUCUAUGUCUUCCAAGCAAGCCGUCUGCCCCUGGGGUUCUGUUCUUUGGAACCGGUCCUUAUUACCUUCUUCCUCAAUCAAACGUCGAUGUAAGAAGUUAUCUUUCUUAUACUCCGUUGGUAACGCGACCAGAUUCUUUUGGAUACUUUAUCAGUGUCAAUAGCAUUGUAAUUAAAAAGAUCGAUAUCUAUAAUGGUGUGGUUAGGAGGUUUACAAAGAUUACAAACGAGGUGGCGUGUUUGGCGUUUGUUGACGGUGGUGCAACGAGUGAGCCUGCAAUCGUGAUCGGGACGUUUCAGUUUGAGGACAACUUUCUAGAAUUUGAUUUAGAGAAUUCGACUUUUGGGUUUAGUUCGUCGUUGCUACCAUGUGCUCCUCAUUCAACAUUUGCAUCAUUUCCUUCAAAUGUUUCUGGUGUCAUGGCAUUUUCUUCCUCGCCUUACGUUUUACAAACACUAUCAAUGGGUGCAAGAACCGGCGUCAAGUUAUAUACUCCGUCGACCAGAGCAGUGUCAAUAGCAUUGAGGUUUACAAAGGUUACAAAACAAUUACGUCCUGCAAAGCCUGUCGCCCCCUUCGGCCUUUGUUUCAGCACCUCCACUGCUGGUUUGAAAGUUCCUGAUAUCGAUUUCAGCCUCCCGGAUGGGAAGAAGUGGACUGUAUCCACUGCUAACUCUAUUAAGCAGAUUACAAACGAGGUGGCGUGUUUGGCGUUUGUUGACGGUGGUGCAACGAGUGAGCCUGCAAUCGUGAUCGGGACGUUUCAGUUUGAGGACAACUUUCUAGAAUUUGAUUUAGAGAAUUCGACUUUUGGGUUUAGUUCGUCGUUGCUACGUAAGCCGACGUCUUGUGCAAACUUCAACUUUACACUUACCGACGGCCCUUAA